Argiope bruennichi is the source of this 4952-nucleotide messenger RNA. RefSeq names its product TD and POZ domain-containing protein 1-like. Lineage: Eukaryota; Metazoa; Arthropoda; Arachnida; Araneae; Araneidae. The coding region runs from base 3094 to 4596 and encodes 500 amino acids. Gene Ontology annotation, cellular component: cytoplasm. The transcript has 3 exons. Gene Ontology annotation, biological process: proteasome-mediated ubiquitin-dependent protein catabolic process; regulation of proteolysis. Gene Ontology annotation, molecular function: ubiquitin protein ligase binding. The record is from RefSeq and is a predicted model, not a curated record.
CUGUAAUGACUGUCUGUGUGGUUAUAGGUUUCCCCAUCAUAUCUGUAAAUAGUUCAUCAUGUGUUUAAUUUUAUUUCCUCUUGAUAAGUUGUGUUUAAAUUAAACCUUUCCUUUUGUCAGACCCAAUCUUUGGAGACCUUUUAUUUGUCAUCUUUUCCACUGCAAUACUUUAAUAUCAAACGGCUGAAUCCCCAGCGAAGAUAUCACUUUAACAAAAGAAAUUAACAGUUUUGGAUUGGCUUGACCCAAUCUUUGGAGACUUUUUAUUUGUCAUCAUUUCCACUGUAGUACUCCAAUACCAAACGGCUGAAUCCCCAGCCGUUAUAUAAGAUAUUACUGUAACAAAGAUGAUAAUGGCCCGAAAGACUUUUCAGUAAAUUUUGAGCUAUCGGUUGUUGCAGCAGAUGAUUCAUUUGUAUCUCUGAAAGGAAAUAAUCGUACAUUCAAGAGGGAAAAAGGAUUUGGAAAUGUACAAAUCAUACAGAGGGAUGAAGUGCUUCUACUUAGAAACCCUGAAUAUUUACCUAAUGACACUCUGACUGGGAGAUUUGGAAGGAAGAAGUGAAAACCAAUGAGAGAGUUACACAAAUAUACGUUCGAACUCGAAUCUGCAUCGAAUACGUUCCAUUUCUUUAUGUAGUCCAGGGGUGGACAGACUUUUCCAGGGUACGGGCUACUUCUACUUUUUUCAAGGUAUUACAGUCCACAAAGUGGCGUAGGUCUACAAUAUUUAUUAUAACUUAAUAACAAAUAUGGAAUAUGUACUUACCUACAUAACUACAAACAUAAUAAUAAUUACCCCAAAUAUAAUAUCAGAUGAUGCAUUCAUUGAUAAAAAUCAUUCGUCUAAUCAUUUCAUUCAGUAGUUCUCGUAAUAUUAGUUAGUAGAAGACUUCGGCUACAUACUAAUCCACCAAUAUCUCGGUAUAUAAUUACUAACUGCUAAUCUUGCACUGCAUUCUAAGCGGUCGUCAAUGAGACACGAACGAUAUGUUGUCUUAAUUAAAUAGAUAGGAAAAAUCAAAGAACGAUGUUAAAUGAUAUGCAACUUUUUAUAAAUUAGGAUAUGUCUAUUAGAUUCCAAAAGUUAUUCUUAGGUUCGGAUAUACAUGCUUUUAAAAUUAUGCCAUUUUGAAGAAAAACUUCAUAUUCUCUUUAUCUCUUGAGAAAAACAAUGUUUCAUAAAUAUGUUUCUUUUAGUAUGCGCAUCUUAGAUCUGAAUAAAGGUGGUCACCCCGAAAUGUCUUGGUGGUCCACCGGUCGAUCGCUAUGGACUGAAUGCCCAUCCUUGAUGUAGUCGAAAGCUUCAGUGCAUUCAAACCCAAAUAGAAGAGAACUAUCCAAAUUGGAUCUCUGAUGGCCAAUGUAAUAGAGAAAAAAUAAUGUUGGAAAUUACUUCCUCUGAUACAAUUCAAAUACUUUUAAAAUGUAAACUUUCUUUGCCAAAUGCAUCUGCAAAAUAUAUUCAUGGAUGUGGCGUCGAUUAUAGAUUUUAUGCUAGAAGAAAGAACAUUAAAAAUAUGCAUCUGUCUCUUACGAGAUUGGUAAUUUUGAAUAGAAAAAGUGAAUAAUCACCAAAUGAUACAUUGUCUUUACUAUGCGAAUGCGCGUUUUCUUGUGGAAUUAAAUAUCAGAACAUUGAAAGAUCUUUCCAAUAGAAAUCUGUCCCAAAAUAUCAUAGAGUUAAUGAAAACUUGAAUGUAUGGUUAAUCCAUUUUCUAAAUUUCGUUGCAUUAUAACUUCACUUUUUCAGGGGCCUUUACUUUUUCAGAAGCUACUGCACAAACUCGCCAGCGUCCUGGCAUAGGGGUAGUGCAUCUUUCUCGUGAUCUGGGCGUCUCGGUUUCGAAUCCCGGCUCGGGCAUGCUUGUUCUUUUUCUGUGAGGUGUGUGAAUGUGCCCCCCUGUAAAAAGGGGUUGCGCAAGCGAAUAUGUGUGAGUUUCAUGAGCUAGAAGUCAGACUCCUGCCCUCGGGUGCUCAGGGGUCUUUAACCUCAGAAGCUACUACACUCCCUUUCCGUGGUAACGCGGACACGACAUCAUCAUCACUGCACAAACUAGGCUUAAAUCGCAGACUUCGUCAACGGGUUUGUCUAUGGCAAGUGCCAUACCUAACAACAAUUUUCUUUACUCGUCUCAUAAAUUACACAUAUAUUAAACAGAAUCAUCCUUUAGCUUUCUACAAUGGAAGGAAAUCACUCAAUUAAAUAUUUGAUGAAACAAUGAAAACAAUUUAAAUAUCGAGGCAGGAAUGUAAUGUUGUCAGAAAUAAGGCAAAAUUCAAAAAUAGCAAGCUGGUAUCGUUGAAAAGAUAAUUUUUUACGUCAUUUAAAAUUCAAAAAAAUAUUUUUGAGCUAUAUUAACUUCAGAAGUCAUGAUGGGGAAAAUGUCAAACUUUCCUUUAAUUGUCAAUUAAUUAAAAUAUUAAUAAAAAUCGUUCAGGAGUGUAUAUUCCCUCUUUCCAAAUUACACAUGUGACUUUGCUUGAGAUAAAAUGGUGUAGUGAAUGGCCAAAAUGAAUAAUAAUGGUGUAUUCAUUUGAGCGCCAACGUACACAGAGAUGCACACAAACAUAUACAUUCAUCUUUAUUAUCAAUAAAGAUCACCUUCCAUUUCUCCAUUCAAAUUCAUCAUAAUAUCUGGGGUAAUCUCAACAAUCUAUUUCAAUCAUUAUGCGUUUAUUUGAAAUUAUAUAUAAUAUAGAGACUAUCCUGAUGAUAGUUGAACAGUCAUAAUAGUGAAAAUUUCAUUGGAUCUUCAACUGCCAUUUAUUUUUCAGAAAACCCCCAAUCUCAUAUUAAAUCAUAUGAGCGUUAAUCGAAAAAAAGAGGAAAGGCUGUACGAAACACUCAGAACGGUAAUUCCCCAUUCAGAGUGAUAAACAAUACUUUUAUCUCUAAUAAUUCUUUUGAUAAUUUUUGCUAUCAAAAGCACAAUUCGUAAACAAAAGAAUUACUUCAUUUUGAAAGGUACUAGGAUUAACAUUGUGAAAGUCAGUGCAUAAAAAAAGUCACUUUAAGCGCAUAAAGUCCUCUAAGUAUUUUCGGUAUCAUCGUCGUUGUUUGCAACUUCAUUGUGCUUAAAGAGAGACACUAUGGAUAACGGAAGUAAAUACUACACAUUCACUUGGUUCAUAGAAAAUUAUAGCUACUGCUUGCUAAAAAUUGGGCAAAGAUUGAUUAGUCCAGAGUUCACCACCGAUGGCUUAGAGAGCACUGUUUGGACCCUCAGGCUGUAUCCAAGAGGGUACAAAGAUAAUGAUAAAAAUUAUAUUUCUCUUUUUCUUAAUAGAAGUAAAGAUGAUGUUUCUCCCACAGAGAUUUCGGCAAAAUACGAACUAUCAAUUCUUGCAUCUGGUAGAUCAGCUAUUUGUUACGAAAAAAAUGAAUCCGCAUUCACAAAGGGAAUAGGUCGGGGACUGGUAAGAUUCGUAAAAAUGCAGGAAGUACUUUUGCAUAGAAAGGCUGAUUAUUUACCUGAUGAUACUUUAAGAGUGCGUUGUAAGAUUUGGAAGAAAGAAGGAAAAUUUCAGCCAAUUACAGACAUUUACGCUCGAACUCGCAUCGGAACAGAGCAUGUUUCGUUUCUGCAAGUUGUCGAAGAUUUCAGCACUCUGAAACCAAAUGAGAAGAAGACUUCUCAGUACAAAUCUCUUUCACAAAAUGGAGGUUCCUUAUCAUGUAGUUUUUAUUUUACUGAUGCCUCAUGUUGUGAUGGAACGAUUAUGAUGGAAAUCACACCAUCCUGUAAGACACACAUCCUUACCAAAUGCAAAGUUUUUUUAAUGGACCACACAGGAAAAAUAAUUAAAUGUGGUUUCAGUGAUGUCCGAUUUAAUGCUAUUAAAACUGAAAUGGAUAAAUUGGCCCUCAUCAUCACAAGGGGGAAAUUAUUAAACAAUAAAACAGAAUAUCUACCUGAUGAUAAACUGACUUUGUUAUGUGAAUGCAUUUUUUAUACGGGAGUGGAUUAUGAGAAAAUCGAAAGGAUUCUGCAAGAAAUGCCUUUCGGGGUUUUUAGUCAGAUAAAUGACAGCCAUCAGAAUAACGAACCAUGUUCCGGUGCACUGGAUGACAUAACAGAAAUUUACAAUAAUCAUUUGCUUAGUGAUGUGGAACUAAAAACAAAAACGGAGUCUUUCCCUGCCCACAAAGUUGUGCUUUGUGCCAGGUCUUCUGUUUUCAAAGCCAUGCUGACCAAUGACAUGAAAGAGACAAACACUAAUAUCAUCCAAGUGGAUGAUUUGGAAAACGAUACCGUUCAUCAAUUUCUGUUAUUUCUGUACUCCGAUAGCAUCGAGAGUCUCCAGUGGAACUCUGCUGUCAAACUAUAUUACGCAGCAGAUAAAUAUCAAGUCGAAAAACUGAAGAUGAUAUGUUCUUCCUUUCUGGUAAACAACCUAAGCAUAUCCAAAGCUAGUGAACUACUUCUUCUGGCAGAUACUCACAGCGACUCUGAUCUGAAGGCGGUUGCGGAAGAUUUCAUUUUGGAAAACGACGAGCAGGUUUUUAGUACAGACGAAUGGGGAGACUUAAUGGAGACUAAUCUUCUGUUAGCUAGUAAGACAAUGCGCCUGAAAUACAUUAGAAAACUGUAGGUUUCUAAUUAUCUGCAAAGAGGUCCUAAACAACAUUCUUGUUGAAUAUCCACCACUAUCUGCCAUCAGUAUGAUGAGGUAAACUCUUGACAGUGAGACUAGAAAGCAUUAUUUCGUUCUUCAAACGUGUUAUAUUCCAGUUGGCAGGUUCUCCUAUAUUUGAUAAUUUUUUAUAUUAUUAUUUUGAAUUAUUUUGGUGAGAGUUUUGUAGUUAUUCAAUUAUAAUUCAUUUUUAUUCCUAAUAUGUUGAUCACGUUUUAAUCGUCCUUUUAUUUUCGAUGAUUUUUAUUAUUGAAAUUUAUUUUAGACACCAGUUAAAAAUAUUUUAAAUAUAUUAAUUUAUAGAUUUAGUAUGA